CCGCCCGGGCGGAUGUUUUCGAAGUUAGUUCAGUUUGUGCAUUGCCCGCAGAGAGAUGAGUUCCCCGCGUGUGGUUCUAGUCAGCCUGUUCCUGAUCUGCAGUCAGGCACUAGCUGACCUUUCUGGUGAUGCCCAGACUCUGGAAAAGUGCCUGCGGGAACUGAGCUCGCCGGAGAGCAUCGCUGGCGAUCUUCAGAAGCUGGAACGGUAUUUAUCUUGGACGCGUGAGGAGGUACCUUGCCUGAUGCGCUGCUUGGCCAGGGAAAAGGGCUGGUUUGACGUGGAGGAAAACAAGUGGAGGCUCAAGCAACUGACCGAGGACCUGGGCGCCGAUGUCUAUAACUACUGCAGAUUCGAGCUGCGCCGGAUGGGGUCCGAUGGCUGCAGCUUCGCCUACCGGGGACUCAGGUGCCUGAAGCAGGCCGAGAUGCAUGCGGGCACCAGCCUGAGCACACUGCUGCAGUGCUCCCGUCAGCUGAACGCCACCAAUGUGGAGCUGCUGCAGUACAGUAAGCUGAAGUCAAAGGAACCCAUUCCCUGCCUCUUUCAGUGCUUUGCGGAUGCCAUGGGCUUCUACGAUCCCGAUGGAAACUGGAGGCUGGAAAACUGGAAGCAGGCGUUUGGGCCUUCGGGAAAUGAGGAUCAGACUUCUGGCUCGGACUACAGUGGCUGUCGGCUAAGUGGGACUCAGCGGCAAGAGGCGUCAAGCAAGUGCUCGUGGAUGUACCAUGAGUACAAGUGCUGGGAGCGAGUAAAUGGGAAUAAGUUAGUGGAGGACAACGAAUAGCAGUAGUAUUAAAUUAAUGGGACACUGGUCAAUACCAAAAAUUAAUAAGCACAAUGUAAGAUCUAUAUAUUUCCAAAUGCAGAGAUAUUCUUUGGAUACAUGAAA
Drosophila simulans is the source of this 892-nucleotide messenger RNA. RefSeq lists its product as uncharacterized. Lineage: Eukaryota; Metazoa; Arthropoda; Insecta; Diptera; Drosophilidae. Bases 56 to 787 code for a protein of 243 amino acids. Gene Ontology annotation, molecular function: odorant binding. The transcript is spliced from 2 exons. Gene Ontology annotation, biological process: sensory perception of smell. The record is from RefSeq and is a predicted model, not a curated record.